AUGGCGCACCAGCCUACUGACGAAUUUCCUUACGGUGCCGAGGCGCUGACAAAGCUGCCCGACACGUCCUACAUUCGCCGCCUCGAGGUGGUCCACGUGCUCUUAGAGGCCAAUCCCCAGCUGCACGAGGCCAAAGCUCUCACUGAGCUCUUUGAGGUCGCAGAGGAGAUAAUCGCACGCAAGCUUGUGGCGAGGACUUCCGCUGCCGCUCGGGUCAAUGAGGACGCUUUCCAUCGCCUGGUGGACAUGUUGGUCUGGAAGCAGAACGCCCCCCUCACGAGACGAAGCCAUUUCCCGUACCCAAGUCCCCCGGGCCUUGCAGACAAGCCGUGGUCUGCAGAGUACGCACUGCUCUCCGAGAAGAUUCGAGCCGAGGCUCCGGCUCCGGCUCCGUCCCCGGCACCCGCGCAGCCUGGUGGCAAGAACUCCGUGUUCCCUGGCCCGUCGGCCAGGUCCAAGGGCUCCCCUGUGGCUGCCUCCGUCCUGACCUCAGCUCAGGACACCAAUACGGCAAGAAACUCGCCGCUUGCCGAGACUCCCGCCCCUCCCGCCCCCCCCGCUGCCGCCUCUCCCGCUGUCGCUUCUCGCCGACAGGAGCUGUGGGACGCCUACUGCAGGACGGCGCCUCAGUUGUCCAAGCAAGGGCCCUGGGUGAUCCCGUUUCACUGGGACGUAGCGAUGCACGCCACUGAGCGCGCCGUGGCUGACAGCUGCGAGUUCAUCCACGACAACAUUGUCUUGCAGCGAUGCCCGAUGGCCGACCCCGAAGACGGCGUGACUGUCAUCGUCUGGUUCCGAGACAGCGGCGUUGACACGGGCAAUCCCAGAAACGUCGCCGACCUGGUGGAGACGUAUGACUCCCUGCUGGACUUUCGCGUGCGCGCUGAGUUGGGCGAGGCCAGCCUGGGCUCCAUGGCCGAGCACUUCCGCCAGGAGUGCGUCCAGUCCGCCAACAGGGCGCUCCAUAGAAUCGUCGAGAACUCGGAACUCUAUGGCAUCAGACGUGAGACCGAGGAUUAA
This is a messenger RNA of Thyridium curvatum, 1020 nucleotides long. RefSeq lists its product as uncharacterized. The transcript is spliced from 2 exons. Lineage: Eukaryota; Fungi; Ascomycota; Sordariomycetes; Thyridiales; Thyridiaceae. Bases 1 to 1020 code for a protein of 339 amino acids. The record is from RefSeq and is a predicted model, not a curated record.